AAGCGCCACUUUGUUAGUUGGUGUCCUCGGUUGUUUGUGUUUGUGGUUUAUUGUGCCCGCUGCUGUUCGGAGGAGCCGACGAGGGGGCGCGGGCUGAACCGGACGGCGAGAUGGACAUUCUAAAGUCAGAGAUUCUCCGGAAGCGGCAGCUGGUGGAGGACAGGAACCUGCUGGUGGAGAAUAAAAAAUAUUUCAAACGUAGUGAACUUGCAAAAAAAGAAGAGGAAGCAUAUUUUGAAAGAUGUGGCUAUAAGCCUAUAAGUGAGAAGCCAUCUGGAGAGAUACAGCCCAAAGAGGAGGACCAGAAACCACUAGCUUCAUCAAAUCCAGUAUUAGAACUUGAACUGGCAGAAGAAAAAUUACCCAUGACUCUUUCUAGGCAAGAGGUAAUCAGAAGAUUGAGAGAAAGAGGAGAACCAGUUAGGCUAUUUGGUGAAACUGAUUAUGAUGCUUUUCAACGAUUAAGAAAAAUAGAAAUCCUCACACCAGAAGUUAACAAGGGCUUGAGGAAUGAUCUAAAAGCGGCUUUGGAUAAGAUUGAUCAGCAGUACCUCAAUGAAAUUGUGGGUGGUCAGGAACCUGGAGAAGAAGACACACAGAAUGAUUUGAAAGUCCAUGAAGAAAACACCACAAUUGAGGAGUUAGAGGCCCUAGGAGAGUCCUUAGGAAAGGGCAAUGAUCAUAAGGACAUGGACAUCAUUACCAAAUUCCUAAAGUUUUUGCUUGGUGUUUGGGCUAAAGAAUUGAAUGCCAGAGAAGAUUAUGUGAAACGCAGCGUGCAGGGUAAAUUGAACAGUGCUACGCAGAAGCAGACUGAGUCCUAUCUCAGACCACUUUUCAGAAAGCUCCGCAAAAGGAAUCUUCCUGCUGACAUUAAAGAAUCAAUAACAGAUAUUAUUAAAUUCAUGUUGCAGAGAGAAUAUGUGAAGGCAAAUGACGCUUACCUUCAGAUGGCCAUUGGAAAUGCUCCCUGGCCUAUUGGAGUCACCAUGGUUGGCAUCCAUGCCAGAACUGGCAGGGAAAAGAUCUUUUCCAAGCAUGUAGCACAUGUAUUAAACGAUGAAACUCAGCGGAAAUAUAUUCAGGGACUGAAGAGGUUAAUGACCAUUUGCCAGAAGCACUUUCCCACAGAUCCAUCAAAGUGUGUGGAGUACAAUGCCCUGUGACAACCAUGUGCAGCGUGCAAAUAGCAGUGAGAAGCUUAAAGAAGCGGUGUACAGGCUCCUGUUACCACCGGCAGAAAUGAAAAGAGAGCUGGAGCUUCCGAUUUCCAAAUUUUGCCUGCAGAACUGUGGCCACUCUCACAUCUGAUAGCAAACAGAUUUUUGGGUUUGCUAUCAGUUUGGGUUUGCUUUCAUUUUAAAUUUUGAAAAAUUUAAUUCUAAAGAC
This is a messenger RNA of Octodon degus (degu), 1389 nucleotides long. RefSeq names its product pre-mRNA processing factor 18 (gene Prpf18). Gene Ontology annotation, cellular component: U2-type post-spliceosomal complex; U5 snRNP; U4/U6 x U5 tri-snRNP complex. The coding region runs from base 111 to 1166 and encodes 351 amino acids. Gene Ontology annotation, biological process: generation of catalytic spliceosome for second transesterification step; RNA splicing. Lineage: Eukaryota; Metazoa; Chordata; Mammalia; Rodentia; Octodontidae. The transcript is spliced from 11 exons. The record is from RefSeq and is a predicted model, not a curated record.